Molecule: messenger RNA, 1497 nt
Organism: Physella acuta
Lineage: Eukaryota; Metazoa; Mollusca; Gastropoda; Physidae
Product: spidroin-1-like
Source: RefSeq, a predicted model, not a curated record
AUGGAUUCAGAGGCCAACAAAGAUUAUGGCCAGAGUAUUGAAGACAAACAGCUUCAAUCAGAGCCGGACAAGGGUCAAACGGGUGCUGCUGGCUUGGCCCUCAUCGCCACGUCGUAUCAGGGGCUUGUGUUUAUCGUCAGGGACAGUUUGGCUUUAGACGGUGGUCAGGAGCCGGUGGUCAGGGGCCGGUGGUCAGGGGCUGGUGGUCAGGGGCUGGUGGUCAGGGGCUGGUGGUCAGGAGCCGGUGGUCAGUGGUCAGGAGCCGGUGGUCAGGGGCCGGUGGUCAGGGGCUGGUGGUCAGGGGCUGGUGGUCAGGGGCUGGUGGUCAGGGGCUGGUGGUCAGGGGCUGGUGGUCAGGAGCCGGUGGUCAGUGGUCAGGAGCCGGUGGUCAGGGGCCGGUGGUCAGGGGCUGGUGGUCAGGGCCGGUGGUCAGGGGCCGGUGGUCAGGGGCCGGUGGUCAGGAGCCAGUGGUCAGGAGCCGGGGGUCAGGGGCCAGUGGUCAGGGCCGGUGGUCAGGGGCUGGUGGUCAGGGGCUGGUGGUCAGGGGCUAGUGGUCAGGAGCCGGUGGAGCCGGGGGUCAGGGGCCGGGGGUCAGGGGCCAGUAGUGGGGCCAGUGGUCAGGGGCCGGGGGUCAGGGGCCAGUGGUCAGGGCCGGGGGUCAGGGGCCAGUGGUCAGGGCCGGGGGUCAGGGGCCGGGGGUCAGGGGCCAGUGGUCAGGGGCUGGUGGUCAGGGGCUGGUGGUCAGGAGCCGGUGGUCAGGGGCCGGUGGUCAGGGGCCGGUGGUCAGGGGCCUGUAGUCAGGGGCUGGUGGUCAGGGGCCGGUGGUCAGGAGCCGGUGGUCAGGGGCCGGGGGUCAGGGGCCAGUGGUCAGGGCCGGGGGUCAGGGGCCAGUGGUCAGGGCCGGGGGUCAGGGGCCGGGGGUCAGGAGACGGGGGUCAGGAGCUGGUGGUCAGGGGCCAGUGGUCAGGGCCGGGGGUCAGGAGCCGGAGGUCAGGGGCCAGUGGUCAGGGCCGGGGGUCAGGGGCCAGUGGUCAGGGGCCGGGGGUCAGGGGCCAGUGGUCAGGGGCCGGGGGUCAGGAGCCGGUGGUCAGGGGCCGGGGGUCAGGGGCCAGUGGUCAGGGCCGGGGGUCAGGGGCCAGUGGUCAGGGCCGGGGGUCAGGGGCCGGGGGUCAGGAGCCGGGGGUCAGGAGCUGGUGGUCAGGGGCCAGUGGUCAGGGCCGGGGGUCAGGAGCCGGAGGUCAGGGGCCAGUGGUCAGGGGCCGGGGGUCAGGGGCCAGUGGUCAGGGGCCGGGGGUCAGGGGUCGGUGGUCAGGGGCCAGUAGUGGGGCCGGCGGUCAGGAGCCAGUGGUCCAAGAGAAGGCAUGGUAUCGUUGGGUGGAAGUGGCUCUUGGAUUUGGUGUGAGAACCUGCAGGCGGCAAGUGCUGAAGCCGCUCAAAAUGACGUCAGGCUUAUUGCCUCCCCCUUCUUUGUAUUCCCCUUUCUUUAUAAAAAAAUGA